AAUCGAACCGCUUGUUGCGUCCUCUUUCCGCCGCUUUCGGUCAUUUCUCUCUCGUUCACUGUUGGUUUCUUCUCUCCUACUAGCCUCUCUCUCUCUCUCUCUCUCUCUCUCUCUCUGUCUAGACCGUAAUCUGUGAAAGCUUGCAAUUGAUUGAAGAGAUUUGGGGGUAAAAAUGGAGGGAGUACAGGACACGGCGACGAUGAGUAGCUCAGCACCGAAUGCAAUCGCGAGUUCGCCACCGCCUUUUCUGAGCAAGACCUACGACAUGGUGAACGAUCCAUCUACGGACUCGAUCGUGUCGUGGAGUAACAAUAACAACAGCUUCGUGGUCUGGAACGUCCCUGAGUUCGCUAGAGAUCUCUUGCCUAAGUGUUUCAAGCACAACAACUUCUCUAGCUUCGUCAGACAGUUGAACACUUAUGGUUUCAGGAAGGUCGAUCCAGAUCACUGGGAGUUUGCCAAUGAAGGGUUUCUUAGAGGCCAAAAGCACCUUUUGAAGAUCAUUAGCAGGAGAAAACCCACGAAUGUACAUAGCCAUCAACAAUCUCCUAAAGUCCAAGACAAACCAGUGGGUUCUUGUUUUGAGGUAGAAAAGUUUGGGCAUGAGGAAGAGAUUGAAAAACUUAAAAGGGAUAAGAAUGUCCUCGUGCAGGAGCUUGUCAGAUUGAGGCAACAGCAACAAGCAACCGAUCAUCAGUUGCAAGCAGUUGGGCAACGCGUUCAGGUGAUGGAGCAGCGGCAGCAGCAUACGAUGUCAUUCCUUGCGAAGGCCAUGCAGAGCCCUGGCUUCCUAGCCCAGUUAGUAGAACAGAAAAAUGAAAGCAACAGGCGCAUUUCUGGGGUUAACAAGAAAAGGAGACUUCCUAAUCAAGAAGAAGAAAGUAAUUCAGUCGGCAAGCAUGACACUGCUUCACCCGAUGGACAGAUUGUUAAGUAUCAACCAUUAAUGAAUGAGGCAGCGAAAGCAAUGCUGCGGCAAAUCUCGAAAAUGAAUGCAUCUCCUAGGUUAGAAUCGACAUUCAGUGGCCCCAGUGGCUUCUUGAUUGAUAACAUACCAUCUCCUCCCCAAGCAUUGGAUAGGGGUAACACCUCCAAUCGGGUUUCAGGAGUGACCCUUUCAGAGGUACUACCGAUUUCCUCUGAGUCGUAUUUAUCGACAGAGUUGGGAAUGCCCGUCAGUUGUCCUUCACCUGCUGUUUCUGAGAUCCAAUCUUCUCCUUGUGUGACAUCUGGCCCAGCUAAAGUAGCUCAGUUCCCUGAAAUGAUCAUUAAUACACAGGAAGAUACAGUUCUGCCCAACUUCUCUCAAGUACAAGAAAUCAUGCCAGAAAGCACCGUUGAAGUCUCUGACUUGAAUUCUGGGACUGGAAAUACAGGUUUUAUAGAUUCGAUGUCUGGAUUCAUUGAUGGGUCAAUGCCUGCUGUGACUGACGACUUUUCUUCUGAUACCGAUGUUGAUAUCAUGCUGGAUGAUAUUCCCAAGCUUCCAGGCAUAAAUGAUGUUUUCUGGGAACAAUUUCUCUCAGUAAGCCCACUUACCAGGGACACAGAUGAGAUUAAUUCUAACACAUUGGAAUGCUGUAUUGGCAAGGAACUGGAUCGGCAAACAGGUUGGGACAGUGGAUGGGACAAGACCCAACAUAUGAUUCACCUUACUGAACAAAUGGGACUUCUUGCAGCAGAGGCCAAUAGGGGGUGAUCUUGUCUUCCAUAUUGUAUAUCGUGUCUCGUGAUCUGGAGGUUGAUCUUCUGCACUGCUGGGCAGACAAAGGCUUUUUGUUCAAAGACUGAUGAGCAGUUGUGUUUGAAACUUUAAGAAUUUUUUGACGUCUUUGUUUAUCUGUAUUUCAUAGCCUUCCUUAUUUUAAAUGCAUGGUUUAUAAGACCUUUUAUGUUUAACGUUUAUGAUGCAAUAUAAUCCUGUGAAUGAGGUAUAAAUAAAUACCCUCCUUGAUACCA
Camellia sinensis is the source of this 1959-nucleotide messenger RNA. NCBI's taxonomy places the organism in Eukaryota, Viridiplantae, Streptophyta, Magnoliopsida, Ericales, Theaceae. The record is from RefSeq and is a predicted model, not a curated record.